AUGCAGUCGACCUCCGCACUCGAGCUCGGCCUGGACCGCCUCUCGCUCGGGUCGCCCUACUCGAACGGCGCCGCCGCGCAGCCGUACGGCCAGCAGGGCUACCCGCAGCACCACCAGCACUCGCACUCGGCCACGUCGAGCCUCGAGCGCGAGCAGCGCGGCGUCCUCGGCUCGUCGCUCGCCUCGUCGUCGUCGGCCGGCGACCAGCUCCAGCCGCACCAGGUCAUGCAGCCGCCGCUCCACCAGGGUCCGCCCCCGCACGUCCAGCUCAAGGAGCCUCAGCGCAGGCGCGGCGUCGUCAAGUUUUUCAACAGCCUCAAGGGCUUCGGCUUUGUCGUCGACAACGACCCGGCCGCGCUCGGCGGUCAGGAAGUGUUCUGCCACUUCAGCGCCAUCGCCGGCAAGGCUGGCUUCAGGUCGCUCGCCGAGGGCGAGGAGGUCGAGUACGAGCUCGUGCAGGGCCCCAAGGGCUUCCAGGCGGCCAACCUGACGGGCCCCGGCGGCCGCACCGUCGUCGGCGACCCCAAGGCGCGCAUGCAGAAGCCGCCCGCGUACCUCCCGCUCGCGCCUUACGCCCUCCCGAUCGGCGCGCCCUACCUCGCCGACCCGUACCAGGCCCAGGCGGCGGGCGUGUACGCCGGCUCGCCCUACACCCAGCACGUCCUCUACGUCCCCGCGUCGGCCGCGCUCCAACCCUCGCAGUACGCCUACGCCCCGAUUCCGCUCGCCGCACCGCCUCCUCCCGGUCACCGCGGCGGCGGCGCCCCGCCGCACCACCAGCAGCAGCAGGGCGCGCAGCAGGGCAGCCCGUUCGUCGCGCCGCAGUAUCAGAGCUACGCCGCGCCGCCGUCGUCGCUCGGUGCGGCGCCGAGCGCCGGCAGCGACCGGUACGGCGCCCUCGGGCGCGGUGGUGGGCCGGGCGUGUACGGCGCGGCGCAGCAGCCGGGCAGCGGCGGUGCCGGUGGAGCGCACGAGCCGUCGCGCGCGUCGUCGUACGGCGCGCCGCCCCAGCACGCCGGUCAGCAGCAACAGCAGGGGCAGCAGCAGCACCAGCCGCUGCAGGUCCUCGUCGGGUCGCUGCCGGGUCCGGGCUUCUCGCCACCCGGCAGCGGCUCCGUCAACCUGCCCGGCUCGCCGCAGCUCGGGCCCGGGUCCGGCCAGGGCUUCGGCGGCUUUGCGCCGUUCUCGCCGCCGUCGUUCAACCACGCGCCGCUGUUCGGCGCGCCGCCGCAGCACCAGUUCCAGAUGGGCGGCGGCGCGUUCGGCUCGUUCGGCGCAUCGGGCUCGCCCGUGCCCAGCCAGCAGCAGCAGCCGCAGCAGCAGCCGCAGGCCGCGCCGUCGUCGUCGGGCGCUGCCGCGUCGGCCUUGUCCGGCAGCGGCACGACGCCGUCGUCGGCCCUGUUCGGCACGACGGCGCCGGCGCCGAUCGGCUCGCGGUCGGGCACGCCGGCCGCCGGUGGGCGGUCGACGCCUGCGCUCGGCAACGGGAGCCUCGGCAGCGACGCGUGGAAGGCGACGCCGGCCGGUGCGCUGUACGCCGGCUCGAACGGCGGCUCGGCGUCGGAUGCGCAGCUCUGAGCGCGCGCGCCGAGUUGGUCUCCUCGUCGCCCUCGCCCUCGCCCUCCCUUUCCCCUUUCCGCCUUCGUCCCACCUCUAGGUCCGUACAGCCUACCGCCGUCGUCGUCCGCCGUCCCGCAGUACCCUCAACACCUCCCUCGCAUGUCGUUCCUCGCCUCGCCUCGCCUCGGGCCUCGAGCCCUCUCUUUAUCGCUUUGCAUGUCUGUCCGUCUAUCGCCUCUCUCUUGCCUCUCCCUUUCGUCCCCCUCUAUACUCUCUUCCUCUCUCUCUCUCUCUCUCGCCGAGCGCGCGCACGUAGUCAAACCCCCUCCUCGCGUUGCACCUCCCCUCGCUCGCCGUGCUCCCUCCUCCCUCGUGCCACAUAGCCCCUUGUCGUCCCCCAUCCGUCGUCGCCGUCGUCCGUCGUCGCGUCUCGUCCGUUCACCCUCGUCAGCUUCUUGCGCCGUGCCCCCCUCUCGCCUUCCUCUCUUGCCCGUAGCCUUCCCCCUCUUUGCAAUCUGUCCCACGCCCUCGAGACUCGAGGGCUUUUUUGCCCUUCU
Messenger RNA from Rhodotorula graminis WP1, 2117 nucleotides. RefSeq lists its product as uncharacterized. The record is from RefSeq and is a predicted model, not a curated record. Lineage: Eukaryota; Fungi; Basidiomycota; Microbotryomycetes; Sporidiobolales; Sporidiobolaceae. The transcript has 4 exons. The annotation marks the transcript as partial.